AUGCCAGAGACGUCGGUUCCAGCGCCGCCGAGCACCGUCUCGCGCCCCGUGAGCGAGGCACUUUUGAACGAGAAGUGGGACCGCUGCCUCUCGAACAUGCUCAUAAAAUCGUCGCUGGGCCUGGGCUUCGGCGUCGUCUUCUCGGUGCUGCUGUUCCGCCGGCGCGCGUGGCCGGCAUUUGUCGGCGUGGGCUUCGGUGCCGGCCGCGCCUACGAGGAGUGCAACUACAGCCUGAAGCAGGCGUCGAGGGACCUCAAGAAGAAGGCGACCUAA
This is a messenger RNA of Anthostomella pinea, 273 nucleotides long. The record is from the annotation of a GenBank genome assembly. Lineage: Eukaryota; Fungi; Ascomycota; Sordariomycetes; Xylariales; Xylariaceae.